UCUUGAAGCUGGACGGGACCCCGCGGAGGGCAGAGCUGGGAGAGGACGGAGGAGGGUGAGCCGGACGGAGCGCGGCGGGGAGCGCCAUUCAAGUCGCUCAUUUCUCUCCGGUUAAAAUUUGUAGUUUUAAGAGAACCUGAGAGCCUGAAGGCGGCAGCCCUGGGAUAAGUGCUUUCUGUGGGCAUUCGGAACCUUCUGGUCCAGAGGAGAAGCCAUCCCCUCACCUGGACUUAUGACCCGUGGCUUCGUCCCUGGCUUGCCCAUUGAGUUCCACAAGAUGGGCUCCUUCCGCCGGCCCAGACCGCGCUUCAUGAGCUCCCCGGUGCUCAGCGACCUGCCCCGGUUCCAAGCCACCCGGCAGGCCCUGCAGCUGAGCUCCAACUCGGCCUGGAACAGCGUCCAGACUGCUGUGAUCAACGUCUUCAAAGGCGGAGGCUUGCAAAGCAACGAGCUCUAUGCACUGAAUGAAAACAUCAGGCGGCUGCUGAAGAGUGAACUUGGAUCGUUCAUUACAGACUAUUUCCAGAACCAGCUUCUUGCAAAAGGACUGUUGUUUGUGGAGGAGAAGAUUAAGCUGUGCGAAGGUGAAAAUCGCAUUGAGGUUCUGGCUGAAGUCUGGGACCACUUCUUCACUGAGACUCUCCCCACCCUGCAGGCAAUAUUUUAUCCAGUUCAGGGCCAGGAGCUAACCAUCCGCCAGAUCUCCCUGCUGGGCUUCCGUGACCUGGUCCUGCUCAAGGUGAAGCUGGGUGACCUGCUGCUGCUGGCUCAGGCCCAGCUGCCCUCGUCCAUCGUCCAGAUGUUGCUCAUCCUGCAGAGUGUUCAUGAGCCCACAGGUCCAAGCGAGGGUUAUUUGCAGCUGGAGGAGCUGGUGAAGCAAGUGGUUUCUCCUUUCCUGGGCAUCAGUGAGGACCGCGGCGCCUCAGGCCCCAUGUACACGUUGGCCAGGCGCCACUCCCGGGUCCGGCCCAAGGUCACCGUCCUGAACUACGCCUCCCCGAUGACCGCCAUCAGCCGGCCACUGAAUGAGAUGGUUCUGACCCCUCUGACGGAGCAGGAAGGGGAGGCCUACCUGGAGAAGUGCGGCAGCGUCCGGCGGCACACGGUGGCCAAUGCCCACUCGGACAUCCAGCUGCUGGCCAUGGCCUCCAUGAUGCACCCUGGCUUAGGCGAGGAGCCUGGCGCUGAGGACAAGUGCCUGCUUCUGCCGCCCAGCUUCUCCCCGCCCCACCGCCAGUGCUCCAGCGAGCCCAGCAUCACCGACGGCCCCGACCAGCGGGAGGAGGUGGCCGGGGGCAGCCCGGAGGACUCGGAGGUGAACAGUGCUUCCCUCAGCUGAGUGCCCGCCUCCGGGGCUUCCCGACUCCUGCCCGGCAACCGGGAUGAGGACGGCUCCAUGCUGUGAAUCGCCGAGGGGCUCCUCCUUUGGACAAUUGCUGCCGUCUGUCUUUUUGGGGACAGGCCCGGUCUAAGUGUCCGAGGGGGAGCCCCUGUUGUAAACCUCUCCGUUUUGGUGACUGUGACCACUUCUUCGCAGCCACAUAGACCCAACUGUCUAAUGUUCACUUGCUGGCUUCCAACCUUGCCUACCUGACUCGGAUCCUCAUCUCUGGGCUUCCCUCCCUCAGACAUUGGACUGUCCGAUGGUCCCAACGACAUAUCCCGGUGACCUUGGCGUUGCCGUGGCAGGAGGUUAUCUGAGCUGCACACCAAGCCAGUGAGGAUGUGUUGGCUUUCAGAGUUCCCCUGUAGGUCUGGUGAGGCAGAGGCUUGUGGGUAAAAAGAUACCUUUUCUCCCCUGUGUUUGUUUGUGGGGAGUGAAAGUAGACAGCAGCCCUUACCAACCAGGGUUCUGGGAAAGUGCCUUCCUUGUUUUUGUUUCAGAAUUAUGGGGAAAGAGCUGCCCCUCUGCUGGUGAGGGUCCAUCCUCACCUG
Pteronotus mesoamericanus is the source of this 1935-nucleotide messenger RNA. It is a transcript of the gene PRR5L, whose product is annotated as proline rich 5 like. NCBI's taxonomy places the organism in Eukaryota, Metazoa, Chordata, Mammalia, Chiroptera, Mormoopidae. Bases 233 to 1339 code for a protein of 368 amino acids. The record is from RefSeq and is a predicted model, not a curated record. The transcript has 9 exons. Gene Ontology annotation, cellular component: TORC2 complex. Gene Ontology annotation, biological process: TORC2 signaling.